AUGAAUAGGGUGUGUCUUUGUUCAAUUCUACAUUCAGCUCAUGUGAAGAACUUCAGUGGCUCCAGCUACGUUUUCUAUAGGAGCAAUGGUAACGGGUACAAUUGGGAAAGAAGCAAAACAAUAUGUAAUGAACAGUCUGGAUAUAACCUUGUUUCUAUUGAGAGUCGUGAGGAGUGGAACUUCCUGAAUCAAACCAUCCAAAACGAGAAUACCACUGAAUACUUCAUAGGUUUGAGGAAAGAUACAUCAACUGGAGUGUGGAGAUGGUUAAGUGAUAACAGCACAGUCAAUGCGUCCAAUAAAGGAGAUUGGCCCUGGGCAGUUGGACAACCUAGCAACGGAAAUGGUAAAGAGAACUGCACGCAAAUGUACAGAAAUUAUAGUGGUAACUUUGGACGCUAUAAUGAUGUCAGAUGCUCUUCAUGCAUACCCCAUGCAGGAUUCAUAUGUGAAUUUAAAGAUGGAGAAGGUAAUAGACUCUUAAUUCACAUUACACGAAACUGA
Pocillopora meandrina is the source of this 504-nucleotide messenger RNA. NCBI's taxonomy places the organism in Eukaryota, Metazoa, Cnidaria, Anthozoa, Scleractinia, Pocilloporidae. The record is from the annotation of a GenBank genome assembly.